Molecule: messenger RNA, 1056 nt
Organism: Anneissia japonica
Lineage: Eukaryota; Metazoa; Echinodermata; Crinoidea; Comatulida; Comatulidae
Product: serine/threonine-protein kinase pim-3-like
Exons: 2
Coding region: 1-1056 (351 amino acids)
Biological process (GO): protein autophosphorylation
Cellular component (GO): cytoplasm
Molecular function (GO): protein serine/threonine kinase activity; ATP binding
Source: RefSeq, a predicted model, not a curated record
AUGCUUCCGGACACCGUGAGGUUGUGCAAGCAGUACAAGAGCCUCUCGGAUAUGAACUCCCUGCUGAAGGCUCAGUGCGAAUCGUACAAGGAGGACUUCAUGCACGAGCGCCGCGAUCGAGAGCUUAUGGCAUCCCGAAGCAAGGCGUCCAACGAACCGAAGAUCAGGUCCAUCAUCAGGCAGCUCCAGCAGCUGCUGCGGAGAGGACACGACGACGUGGAGAUGGACGGUGCCGGGGGAGGCAACGACGAAGAAAGCUGCAGCGACGAAGAAGAUCGCGAAAACAACUAUGGACCUGUACGACUUCUCGGGCCACUUAAUGGACGGUGCUUUCGGAAGCGUUUACUCGGCGAUCAGAAGAGCCGACGGACUGUAGUGAGAAACUCCUCGGCGUCCUACCUGACGAACGAAUCGGGCGAAACGAUAUUGGCGGAGGCGCACAUCCUACGUGUGGUCUCAGGGAUCGAGGGUUGCAUCGGAUUUGUGGACGUUCACCAGGUCAAAGAUUGUCAUUUACUCGUGAUGGAACGGCCGCUUCGGAGCUCCGACCUAUUUCAAGUUCUGGAGAAAGUCGGCAGUAUCCCGAAGGAGAGAUGCAGAUGCUUCUUUCGGCAAAUCGUGGACGCCUGCGUCGGUUGCUUCAAACGAAACGUAGUUCACGGAGACCUGAAGAUGGAGAACGUGAUCGUCGAUCUGGACACGGACAGGAUCAAGCUGGUGGACUUCGGUUUCGCCAAAUUCGUCGACGACCAACCGAUCGCCAGCGCUUUCGGAACCACCUAUCAUUACCUUCCUCCGGAGAUGCUGAAACAUCGAUUCAUGUAUGCCGUUCCGGCGUUGAUCUGGUCGCUCGGAAUCAUGCUGUUCGAAAUGAUCACCGGAGAAGAAGUAGAACGCGGUCGUCGACCGUACUUGCAGUUAAUCGACGACGAGGAGCUACUUUCGCUCCUCGAUCGAAUGCUAGCGGUCGACUGGAGAAAGAGACCGUCGCUGAAACAAGUGUCGGAUCAUCCUUGGACGAAUAAACUGACCGCGAAUGGGGAAUAUGUUCAAUAG